This is a messenger RNA of Caenorhabditis remanei, 2037 nucleotides long. RefSeq lists its product as uncharacterized. The transcript is spliced from 12 exons. The coding region runs from base 1 to 2037 and encodes 678 amino acids. Gene Ontology annotation, biological process: cristae formation. The record is from RefSeq and is a predicted model, not a curated record. NCBI's taxonomy places the organism in Eukaryota, Metazoa, Nematoda, Chromadorea, Rhabditida, Rhabditidae. Gene Ontology annotation, cellular component: MICOS complex.
AUGUUUCGAAUUGCAUCGAAACGAUCAGUCAGCAAGACCUUGAAAGGAGCUCGCCAACAGUCAAACCAAGCUGCUCCUCCACCAAAAGCACCAGUGCCACCACCACAAAAAUCUGGCGGUGGAAAGGGUUUGGCUCUUGUCGGAGCUGCUGUCGCAGGUGCCGGAGGUGUUGUUGGAUAUUCCUACGUCGACCCGGAAUUCCGCUACAAGGUCGAAGUCAAUGUCCCAGGAGCUGAACAACUUUUCGGCGCAGUUUUGGGAGAGUCGCCAUUAAACAAAUCGAAGCAAAUCGAGCCUGUGAAGGAUAUUAGCUUGGCAGUUUCGAAGACAAACAGAAAUGCUCUCCCUCCAUUGGAAUUGACCCCACUUCCACCAGUUCUUCCCAAAGAGCCUGUCCAUGUUGACCCGGUCGAUGUUCGCAAGGAUGUGACCCCAGUUCAACCAAAGCUCGCCCCAGAAAUCGUUGCUGCUAAGAAUAAGCAACUCGAGGAUAAACUCAAGAUCGCAAUUUUCUCUGCGGAAGGAAAAGUCCGGGUCGCUACUGAGGCCAAACUGAAGACCAUCAAUGCUAUCAACGAGCACGCUACCAUCUUGAAGCAGACUGUCGAUGACGCCAAGAAUGCGAACUGGGAGAAUGUUACUGCUGCUCUCCAAAGAGCUGAAGCUGAAGCUCGUGUCGAUAGUGGACAGGAAGUUGAUGGAAGAAACUACAUUGACAGUCUUCGCAAGAUUGUGAACGACGGAAAGAAGGACGCGGUUACCGCUACCAACCCACUUCUUCUCAACGCUCAAGAGACUGCCAACAAACUUUCUCAUCAACUCGACGAAAUCAACGCUUUGGUCAAUAAGUCUCGUCAAGAAUCUGCUGUUCUCAACCAGUACAAGGAUUUGAUUGAGAAAUCUCGUCAACAAUUUGCCCUUGAGAUGAAGAGCAUUCUUCCUAACGUAGAUGUUCAUGCUAAAGACAAGAAUCUCAACGAGGAAGAGCUCAAUGCUUUGAUCGCCCACGCCCACCUCAAAGUAGAUCAACUUCGUCGUCAACUGUCCGAUCAACAAGUUCGUGAGGAGUUGCAUAUUUCGAAGGCUCUCGAAGAACAACGUCUUGCUGAUGAGCGCAUUGCUUCGGAGAAGUUAGGAAUUGAGAUGAGCCGCGUCGGUCUCCAGAAAGAACUUGAAAUUGAGCGAGCUCUUGUUGAAAGCCGCAGCUCGUGGGAAGGAGAACUUGAAGACAAGCUUAAGCGCACCGCAUCAGCUCACUCCGAGCAUUUGGAACAAGUCAUUCGUACCCAGAGACAACUUUUCGAAAUUGAGCAGAACCAAAAGGUCGAAGAGGCUGUUCUCCGUGAACGUAACCAUCAUAGCAAGCAAGUCGGAGAAGCAUUGAGCCGAUUGGAAGGUAUUGAGGAGGCUCUUGGAAGUCGUGUUGCACUUGACAAUGAGAAUCGUCGCGCUAAACAGUUCUGGAUUGCUUGCCACAACUUGAUUGACACUUUGAAACAUGGAAAUAAGGCUGGAAACAACAUUGAUGAGAGAAGACUCCCAUUGAAUGAGUCGUUGAAUCUUCUCAAAGAAGUGAACCCAGAGGAUGCAUUUGUCAACGCCAUCAUUGGUUCCUUCCCACAACAAGCUACGACCGUUGGAACUUACACAGAGCAAGAUCUGAAGAAUCGAUUCGAGCAACUCUACAAAGUCGGACGCAAAACUGCUUCGAUCGAUGAGAAUGGUGGAACACUAGGAGCUUAUUUCUGGUCAUACGUCAAGUCAAUUUUCCUUGUCGAUCUGCCGAAACAGUACUCCGAGCAGGAACUGAUUGAUGUCAAUAAUACCGACAAUUAUGAGAUUCUUUCUCGUGCCAAGCAAUACGUCCACAAUGGAGAUCUGGACAAGGCUAUCCGUGUUGUACAACUAUUGAAGGGUCAACCUGCUCAUUUGGCUCGUGAUUGGAUUGUCGACACUCGUGCUUAUCUCGAGUCACGUCUUCUAGCUCAACUUCUCGUCGCUCAUGCCGCUGUCUCGUCGAUCCGCUCCACUUACUAG